CGCGUUAGGCCACUCCGCCGUUCGCGACCUGUCACUUCCUGUCCGUCCCCCUGCCGCACGCCACCGGAGCUCACUCACCGAUUAGUCCCCACCUCAGACCCUCUCCGCGCGCGCCCAGUCCGGCGGCCGCCCUGCCCAACGCUAGGGUUUAGGUGGCGGCUGCAGGGUCACGCCGGCGCCCUCCGCCCUCCACCGGCCGCCGACAGAAGGGGUGACGUAGGUCACCUCGCUUUUCCUUGGCGAGCCGUCUGUCUGUUGGUGUCGGCCCGACAAACGCCGAGGAGGGAGACAGCGAGAUGCCGCACCGAGCGCGCCCGAUGACGGGGCUGCUGGUGUUCAUGGGCGUCAACCUCGCGCUCUUCAACACCAUCAGCCCCGUCUACGACUUCGUCUGCUUCCACCCCUACUGGGAACGAAGGAGAGAACGCCGCCGAAGGGAACUUGAAGCUCUGCGGGCGAAAGGAUCUCUAGAGACAACUAACUAAAUUCUCCUAAAGUCGGCAUCGGAGAUGAUGUCUUUGAUUUUAUCGGCGUCAUACAACCCUUGCUCCUUCAAGGCGUGCUCAAGCUCUUCUUUAGUAAUGUACCUGUGAGAUAAACGAAUUAUAUAUGUGUCCUGUUAUGAUAUGUGUCGUCCAGAAUUCAGGUACCAGCUGUAUCAUUUUAACGUUCAACUUACCCGCUGUUGUCCUUGUCGAAAUACUGGAAUGCUGUGUAAAGGUGCUCUUCUCUAUCCAGUUUGUUCAUAUGCACUGUUGCGGUGAC
This is a messenger RNA of Zea mays, 765 nucleotides long. RefSeq lists its product as uncharacterized. Bases 297 to 485 code for a protein of 62 amino acids. The record is from RefSeq and is marked validated. NCBI's taxonomy places the organism in Eukaryota, Viridiplantae, Streptophyta, Magnoliopsida, Poales, Poaceae. The transcript is spliced from 3 exons.